Messenger RNA from Exaiptasia diaphana, 3428 nucleotides. Its product is annotated as tetratricopeptide repeat protein 28. Gene Ontology annotation, molecular function: protein binding. The transcript has 5 exons. The record is from RefSeq and is a predicted model, not a curated record. Lineage: Eukaryota; Metazoa; Cnidaria; Anthozoa; Actiniaria; Aiptasiidae. The coding region runs from base 187 to 3231 and encodes 1014 amino acids.
UCCKGGUUCGGAACACAGUCUGUUGUUAUAAAGYCWUGACUAGAUUUCAAACUAAGCCGUUAUUCAAGUUUCAGCUCAGCAAAUCAAUCAUUUUUUGUGGAUCCCWUCUAUUCURAUGGCUCUAACACCAUAGUUAGCUAUUCUGACACUGACGGAACGAUAAGGUUUUCCGGUGUGUUGACAUUUAUGUCGCCCAUUUUGAAAAAAAAAUCUUCGACAGUAUCUACUAAAAGCACACGACGCAUAUAUAUUACUGCUAUGGAUUUGAACAUCGCACGACUGUUCAUCAAGUUUUGCGUGUCGUAUGCAGCUCAUUGUUCUCUUGUUAAUCUCACAAAGCCAAAAAUAGAAGAACUGAUCUUCUUAUUASAGGAAUGUUUGGUGAUGGCACUUCUUUUUCGUGAUAACGGGACACUUGUUUACAUUUAUAAUGCAMUUGGUGAUUUAUAUAGGYGCGCUCAUCAACCAGCCAAGGCAAUCCAUUCUUACACAAAUAUGCUAACCCUAAUUUCUGGMAAUGGAAGUUCCAUUAUUCUUGAGAUAGCCAUCAACCAAAAGUUAGGAAACAUCUAUCAAUCAAUAGGGRAAUAUAACAAGGCAAUUGAGUUCCAUAAAAAGAGCCUAAGUAUUGCUAAAAAGAAUGGUCACAGAAAGGGAGAAGGGACUUCCUAUGGGAAUUUAGGAAAUGCCUAUCGAUCACUGGGAGAAUAUCGCAAGGCGAUUCAAUAUCAUGAAAAGAGACUGAGCAUAGCUAAAACGAUUGGUGAUASACAAGGAGAAGGAGCUACUUAUGGGAAUUUAGGGAAUGUUUAUCAAUUGUUAGGAGAAUACCACAAGGCGAUURAAUGUCAUGAGAAGACACUGAACAUUGCCAAAGAGAUUGGUGACAGACAAGGAGAAGAAGGCGCUUAUGGAAAAUUAGGAAAUGCCUAUAAAUCAUUAGGARAAUAUCACAAAKCGAUUGGAUAUCAGGAAAAAAGCCUAAGCAUUGCUAAAGAGAUUGGUGACAGACAAGGAGAAGGAGCUGCUCUUGCAAAUUUAGGAAUUGCCUAUAAAUCAUUAGGAGAAUAUCGCAGGGCGAUAGAAUAUCAGGAAAAGAGCCUAAGCAUYGCUAAAGACAUUGGUGACAGACAAGUUGAGGGAGCAACUUAUGGAAAUUUAGGGAAUGUUUAUCGAUUAUUAGGAGAAUAUARCAAGUCAAUUGAAUAUCAGGAAAAGAGCCUAAGCAUUGCUAAAGAGAUUGGCGACCGACAAGGAGAAGGAGAUACUUAUGGAAAUUUAGCGAAUGCGUACCGAUUAUUAGGAGAAUAUCACACGGCAAUUGAAUAUAAUGAAAAGAGGCUGAGCAUUGCUAAAGAGAUUGGCGACAGGCAAGGAGAAGGAGCUACUUAUGGAAAUUUAGGGAAUGCCUAUCAGUCAUUAGGAGAAUAUCGCAAAGCCAUUAACUACCAUGAAAAGAGACUCGCCAUUGCUAAAGAKAUUGGUGACAGACAAGGAGAAGGAGAUACUUAUGGAAAUUUAGGGAAUGGCUAUCGAUCAUUACAAGAAUAUGACAAGGCAGUUGAAUAUCUUGAAAAGAAACUGACUAUUGCUAAGGCAAGUGGUGACAGACAAGGAGAAGGAGCUACCUACGGAAAYCUAGGGAUUGCCUAUAAAUCCUUAGGAGAAUAUCGCAAGGCGAUURCAUGUUAUGAUAAAAGCCUAAGCAUUGCUAAAGAGAUUGGAAACAGACAGGUAGAAGCAACAUCUUAUAACAAUMUUGGUGUUCUCUAUCAGGAGGCCAGCACUGAUGAAGACCUCAGCAAAUCAAAAGAACACCUAGAGAAGAGCAUACAUUGUUAUGAGAAAUUGUUUGAUGAUUUAAAAGAUAAAGACCAAUUCAAAGUUUCAAUUGUCGAUACAUUCAUCACAGCCUACAAGGUGCUUAGCCAAGUCUACAUURAAACUGGAGAAAUCGAAGAAGCGCUCAUGGUAUGUGAACGUGGGCGAGCACGUGCUUUGAGAGAUCUCUUGUUCCUUAAAUACCACACAACUGAGAAAACAGAGUCAAAAGAACUGRAMCUUGCAGAUGUCAAGAYAAUUUCCUCUCAUUGCRAAGGCUGCAUUCUUUUUUACAAUCUUCAUGGUAACAAGGUAACUUWUCAUUGCUGGAUCAUAUCAACCCAAAGUCCAUCAUUACUGUUUCAUAAUGAAAUGGACAAUCUUGAAGCUUUGGCAACAAUUGUGUCGAGUUUGCCUGAAGAUGUUACAACAAAUACCAAGGCGGAAUAUUUUCAAUAUCUCGUUGACAACAGUUUCCAGCAGCUUAAUGUUAGAGAAGGAAAAGGAAUGAAAUGCGAAGAUAGAUCGAUGACCUUACUAGAGCAUGAAGACUUGGAGUGUGCAACCCCAACAAYYUCUUCAAAGCACAGUGAAACUGCUCUGAGAUGUUUUCGAAAGCUUGACAGAUGGUGCAUUUCCGACGAGGAAGACGAAAUCAAGUCUCUCGAUGUGCUCUUUAAUAGAUUGGUUUCCCCAGUGCUGCACCAGCUUACCCAGGAAGAAGUGAUCAUCAUCCCUGAUGGUCCUCUGUUCAUGGUGCCCUUCGCUGCCCUUCAAGAUCCUGAGACAGGAAAGUAUUUGUCGGAAACUAAGCGCAUUCGCCUGGCUCCUUCCCUGACGACUCUUAAAAUUCUACAAGAAUCCUCAGAUGAAAAUUAUGCUAAGCUCGGUGUUCAACCAUUGAUAGGAAAACAAGCAACAAAAGAAGUAAUUUUGAAGAGACUAAAACAAGGUGUGUCAGUUAUCCAUUUUGCUGCUCACGGCAGUGACAAAAAUGGCCAGAUCUUCUUGGCUCCUUCUAAUCCUCAGACGAAUUCGUGUCCAGCAGAUGAGGAGGACUGCAUCUUGACCAUAAAGGAAGCACAGGAGAGUGGAAUUCGUGCUCAACUGGUUGUACUGAGCUGUUGUCACACCGGUAAAGGUGACAUCAGGUCUGAAGGAGUGGUUGGAAUUGCUCGCGCAUUUCUUGCGGCUGGAGCACGUGCCGUUGUAGCCUCCCUUUGGGCAAUUGACGACACAGCAACAAAGUUCUUCAUGAUAAAAUUCUAUUCGAAUCUCAAGAAUGGAGAGAGUGCCAGUAAAAGUCUGCAGCAGGCAAUGAAAGAGAUGAGAGAAAUAGAGGGAUACAAGGAACCGAAAUACUGGGCUCCUUUCUUUCUUAUUGGAGACGAUGUUACCAUCACAGUGUAAUUGAAAUCAAGUUUAAUUAAAUAUUGUCAUUACUGGAAAACACCAUCAUGACUAUGUAAUCGAAUAUUUCAGCUCAGAUAAGGUUAAUUUUCGAGAUCCAGUUUUCAUUAAGAUAAAUGUAUCGUGACGCUUUCCAAUAAUAUGUCGAGAUUUGCGUGAAAAAGAGAUACGAAUAUAGGAGUUGCUCUAUUUGCAUA